Carlito syrichta (Philippine tarsier) is the source of this 942-nucleotide messenger RNA. RefSeq names its product olfactory receptor 51I1-like. Gene Ontology annotation, molecular function: olfactory receptor activity; G protein-coupled receptor activity. Gene Ontology annotation, biological process: G protein-coupled receptor signaling pathway. Gene Ontology annotation, cellular component: membrane. The transcript has a single exon. Lineage: Eukaryota; Metazoa; Chordata; Mammalia; Primates; Tarsiidae. The record is from RefSeq and is a predicted model, not a curated record. Bases 1 to 942 code for a protein of 313 amino acids.
AUGUCAGUGUUUAAUAUUACAUUUCAACCUUCUGUCUUCACCCUCACUGGCCUCCGAGGUCUGGUAGGAGCCCGCCUAUGGCUGGGACCACUUCUGAGCCUGAUGUACAUCACUACAAUGGCAGGGAACUGUACAGUGAUAUACUUGGUGAAGAAUGAGCAUAGUUUACAGGAGCCUCAGUACUAUUUCUUGUCCAUGCUGGCUGGAGCUGAUAUUGUCUUGUCUAUCUCAACACUCUUCUCUGUGCUCAAGGUCUUCAUCCUUGGCCUCUAUGAAAUUGCAUUUGAUAGUUGCCUCACUCAACUCUUCUUCAUUCACACGUUCUCUUCCAUGGGUUCAGGAAUCCUGUUGGCCAUGGCUUUUGACCGCUUUGUGGCCAUCAGUCACCCCCUGCAAUAUACCACCAUACUCACUAACUCACGAGUCAUAAAAAUGGGGAUGGCAGCCUUGCUGAGAGGUGUAGCACUCAUGACUCCAUUGCCUAUCCUGCUCAAGAGGCUGCCUUUCUGCAAGGGCCAAACACUCUCCUAUUCCUACUGUCUCCACCCAAAUGUCAUGAAGUUAGCUUGUGGCCAAGUAAAAAUCAAUAUUUUAUAUGGACUGGUUUUGGUAAUCUUUUCUUUUGGGGCUGACUUUCUGCUGAUAGUCAUUUCUUAUGCACUGAUAUUCCAAGCAGUACUGGGUAUUGCUUCCAGAGAAGGUCAGAUGAAGGCACUCAACACCUGUUUGUCUCACAUCUUUAUUGUCCUUAUUUACUAUGGACCUCAUUUGGCAAUAACCAUAAUGCAUAGAGUCAGUCACAGAAGUUCCCCAUUAGCACAUGCAGUCCUGGGAAAUAUUUACCUCUUUAUGCCUCCGAUGCUCAACCCAAUUGUGUACAGUCUGAAGACCAAGCAGAUCCGUGCUGCCAUGAGUAAAACUUUUCCAAUCUGGAGAAGUUGA